CCGCGUCUUCUUCAGUUGCCCGGGCUGCGCGAGGCGAGCAACGUUGCAGUGAUUCGGUUUUUUUCUUUGAUUUUUCUUUAAGAAACCCAAAACCACUAUAAUUACAAUUUAUUUCCUUAGGUGCUGCUGCAGCGCGAGAGCUUAGCCUAAGACCAACAACAUGUCCAUCCUUAAGAUCCGUGCCCGUGAAAUCUUCGACUCCCGUGGGAAUCCCACCGUUGAAGUAGAUCUCUACACCAACAAAGGUCUCUUCCGUGCUGCUGUUCCCAGCGGAGCUUCAACUGGUAUCUACGAAGCCCUAGAACUCCGUGACAAUGACAAGACUCGCUUCCUGGGCAAAGGUGUCUCAAAGGCUGUUGAGCAUGUGAAUAAAACUAUCGCGCCCGCCCUGGUUAACAAGAAUAUAAGCGUGGUGGAGCAGGAGAAGAUUGACAAGCUGAUGAUUGACAUGGAUGGAUCCGAGAACAAGUCUAAAUUUGGAGCGAACGCAAUCCUGGGGGUCUCCCUCGCGGUGUGCAAAGCUGGUGCGGCGGAGAAGGAGGUGCCUCUCUAUCGCCACAUCGCCGAUCUUGCCGGGAAUAAAGAGGUGGUUUUGCCAGUGCCGGCUUUCAACGUGAUCAACGGUGGUUCUCAUGCUGGGAACAAGCUGGCCAUGCAGGAGUUUAUGAUUCUUCCCGUCGGGGCAGAAAGCUUCAAGGAAGCCAUGCGGAUUGGGGCGGAAGUGUACCACAAUCUGAAGAAUGUCAUCAAGGAGAAGUACGGCAAGGAUGCCACCAACGUGGGUGACGAAGGAGGCUUUGCCCCCAACAUCCUGGAGAACAAGGAAGCUCUGGAGUUGCUGAAGAAUGCCAUCAGCAAGGCCGGCUACAGCGAUAAGAUUGUCAUCGGAAUGGAUGUGGCGGCUUCUGAAUUUUACCGCGACGGGAAGUAUGACCUGGACUUCAAAUCCCCAGACGAUCCUAGCCGAUACAUCUCCCCGGAUCAGCUGGCUGACCUGUACAAGAGCUUUGUCAAAAACUACCCAGUGGUUUCCAUCGAGGAUCCCUUCGACCAAGAUGACUGGCCAGCCUGGAAGAAGUUCACGGCCGAGGCCGGCAUCCAGGUGGUGGGCGACGAUCUGACGGUGACCAACCCCAAACGCAUCAGCAAAGCUGUGCAGGAGAAGUCUUGCAAUUGUCUUCUUCUCAAAGUCAACCAGAUCGGCUCCGUCACCGAGUCGCUGCAGGCCUGCAAGCUGGCCCAGUCCAACGGUUGGGGGGUGAUGGUGAGCCAUCGUUCCGGAGAGACGGAAGAUACCUUCAUUGCGGACUUAGUGGUUGGUCUGUGCACCGGACAGAUUAAGACUGGUGCUCCUUGCCGAUCUGAACGUCUAGCUAAAUACAACCAACUUCUAAGAAUUGAAGAGGAGCUGGGGAGCAAGGCUCGUUUUGCCGGCCGGAAUUUCAGGAACCCCCGAGUCAACUAAAGGAAACGAGGCUGUCCCUGGACGAGGCUCAUUAGGAGGAAGACCCUUAGUCCCCUCUCCCCUUUAUUAGCGCCUGCGUUCGUAGCAAAAGGAAGGGCAGCUGACGGAAAUGGUUCGAUGUUUGCAAUCCUGUAAUGCUUCUCUCCCUCCGCCUGCCCCCCCCCAAUGCCUCCUUUCUCUACAGCGGUUGCUUUCAAGAAACAUGGGGGUGCUUGUGGGUGGAGUGGGUGGGGUGGGGUGGGGAUCAAGGCAGGACGGUUCGCUCGUCAUCUCAUCGCUGGGACCUGGGAGUGGAGACAUUCCCCCCCCCGCCUCCGAAUUAUACUGUAAACCAUUUUUUUUUUUGCUGCCUUUGCUUGAGAUGCUGAGUCGUUUUUUUCUUUUUCUCACUUUGCUGCUCUCCUCUUAUCCUCAACUCCUAUCUCCCCCUCCCCACUCCUCUUUAGUGUAUGAAAAAGAUUUGCAAAGCCAUCUGAGCUACCUGUUCACACACAGAAAAGAAGGAAAAAAAAACCCACCACCACCCCAGAAAUUAUCUUGUGAGGCAAAUAAAAAAACACAGAAACGCU
Molecule: messenger RNA, 2034 nt
Organism: Thamnophis elegans (Western terrestrial garter snake)
Lineage: Eukaryota; Metazoa; Chordata; Lepidosauria; Squamata; Natricidae
Gene: ENO1
Product: enolase 1
Exons: 12
Coding region: 161-1465 (434 amino acids)
Biological process (GO): glycolytic process
Cellular component (GO): phosphopyruvate hydratase complex
Molecular function (GO): magnesium ion binding; phosphopyruvate hydratase activity
Source: RefSeq, a predicted model, not a curated record